GCAGCGGUGGCCCUGAUGCCUGUUGGUGGAGGAGCAGUGCAGGGAUACAGGGUCUCUCCAGUGCAGCAGGGGGACUGGUGCCCAUUGGUGGGGGCGCAGAGCCAGGGCACGGUCUCUCUGGUGCAGCGGGGGACUGGUGCCUGUUGGUGGAGGAGCAGUGCCGGGAUACAUGACAGGGCCUUGCUGGAGCAAUGGGACACUGGUACUCGGUUCGGGGGGAGCAGUGCAGGAAUACAGGGCCUCUCCAGUGGAGCGGAGGGACUGGUGCACAUUGGCGGGGGAGCAGAGCCAGGAUGGCUCCGGCAGCACGAGGCCAUUGAGAAGCUGAACAUACAGGCGAUUCUGAGCGCCUCUGCCGGUCAGGAACAGCUCCUCAUUGAGCUGCUGGUGAACUAUGCUAAGAUCCCUACUCUCAUCGAGGAAUUGAUCUCUGUGGAGAUCUGGAAGCACAAGGUGUUCCCUGUGCUGUGCCAGCUGGAGGACUUCAAGCCAAAAAGCACCUUUCCCAUCUACUUGGUGCUGCACCAUGAAGCUUCUAUUAUUAACCUCCUGGAGACAGUGUUUUUUCACAAGGAGAUCUGCGAAUCCGCUGAGGACACCAUUCUGGACUUGAUUGAUUAUAGCUACCGGAAACUGACCCUGCUAGCAGCUCAGAGCACCAAGGGGGAGUUUCCAAUCCACGAAAAGUUUCUGCCUGAGGAUGUGACCAAUGCAUCAUCAAUGCAGGAAUUACAGAAGCAGGCAGAGAUGAUGGAGUUUGAGAUCUCCCUGAGGGCUCUUUCUGUGCUCCGUUUCAUCACUGAUCAGGUAGACAGUUUGCCAUUGAGUGCCCUGACACGGAUGCUGAACACUCAUAACUUGCCCUGCCUCCUGGUAGAGCUCCUGGAGCAUUGUCCAUGGAGCCGCUGCGAAGCAGGCAAGCUAAAGAAGUUUGAGAAUGGAGCGUGGCAUGUUGUGCCUCCUGAAGACCACGUGAGGAUGACCAAGCUGGAUGGGCAGGUGUGGCUCUCCCUCUAUAACCUCCUCCUGAGCCCAGAAUGCCAGCGGAAAUACAACUUGGAUGGUUUCAACAAGAGCCAGCUCCUAAAGCUCCGUGCAUUCCUGACUGAUGUCCUCAUUGACCAGUUGCCAAAUCUGGUGGAGAUGCAGAGAUUUCUGAGUCACCUCGUAGUGACAGAGCCUGUUCCACCCAAAAAGGACCUCAUCCUGGAGCAGGUUCCCGUCAUCAGGGACCGCAUUGUCAAAGAGAACUCUGGGAAGUGGCAGGCGAUCGCCAAGCACCAGGUGAAGCACAUGUUCAGCCCCUCAGAGGACGAGUUGAAACACCUAGCGUGCCGAUGGGCACGGACAUACAACCUGGAUGUGAUUGAGGCUCUCGUCCCAGAGAAACCCAAGUGCGGGCUGUGCGGCUCGGAGGCAACAAAGCGCUGCUCUCGCUGCCAGAACGAGUGGUACUGCAAACGGGAGUGCCAGGUGCAGCACUGGCAGAAGCACAAGAAAGCGUGCAACCUGAUGGCUGAUGCCCUGAAGAAAACAAAAGAGGACUUGCAAGUGCAGCCAUAAUGCAGAACCGGAGCCUUCCAAAGAGAGACUACUUCUCCCCGGCAUUCCAGCAAUCCAAGAGCAAAGGGUCGCCAGUUAGAACUGGAGACAGGCAACCCCUUGUUCAUCUAACCUGGGCUCAGUGCACCAGUGCUGCCUGCCUCCUGUGUAACUGGGCAUGCUGCAGUAGUGCAUGGGCUGCUCCAGAUCCCAGCCUUGCAGCCAAGGACAGUAGGGCCAGAUCCACUACCAUGGGAUCAUGCUCAGCUCAGUGGGAUGCAUCAGCCACUGGCCGACACAACUGAUGCCUCCCUCUAGGCAGCUAGGAAAAUUGCCUGCUGAGAUUGGGAGCCUUGAUUCUCUCAUACCCCAUUCUGUCUCCUAGUUUCUGAACCCUUCCUUGCUUGAGAACAGGCUGCUCCUGACCUCGGUGACGCGUUUAUGCUAAGCAGCUUUUUCCGUGCUGUCACCCGUGACUCAGAAGCAGCUUGUGUCACCGGGCAUCCUGCUCGGAGCAGGUGCCACCUGCAGUCAUGCAGCAUGGCAGUGAGCACUGAUCUCGCCACUCUGCAGCAGCAGCACCACCAUGGCAGCUGGCAAGUUUGGAACCAACCACUGACUGCUGCUCUCACUACCUGCUGCUGGGAAUGCACCACGGGCCUUAAGGAAAAUACGUUUUCUGCUCCCAAGGCUCAGAGGCCAGCAAUAGCCACACUGGGCUCAGAACCUCUUCUGCUGGGACUCCCACCUCCCCCCCCGCUACAAUUUGUUCUCCAGUAAAUGGGUUGAGCCACUAACCAUCUUGUUCUCAUUCAUCUCCCUUCUGCAACACUCUGCAGCAGCCACCCUAGAGAUGACAAAACCACUUCCUCACUUAUUUCCUGCAUCAUCCUACUGGGGAGGAUUUUAUAAAUCCCAUCUCUGCCAGUAAUGAGUUUACAAGGUCUCUCUUGAUGCUCAGAUGCCAGUCAGGGCCAUACAUGCAGGGAGGGAAUUGCCCAGGAAGUGACAUCGUCUGUGCCUUCCUUAUCUAGGUGCUCACUUCUAUAACAUCCUUGCACAGACCUUGCAGUGUAGACUGGGGGAGGGGCAGGGAAACGGAUGUGGUUAGGACAAAUACUUCAAUUUUCAAAGGCUCAUUGUUUCAUGGUUGAGAGCAUAAUGCGGUGUCUUGGUGGCUACCGAGGGACUUGCCUCCCGCUCUGGGAUUUUCUCUGCAUUGUAGUGAGAAAUGAAAUGAACAAUCAGUUCCAUCCAGAAAGCAGCCCAAGUCAUGCUCUUUGUGUCAGCCCUGGUCAUCCAAAGUCGUGUUCUGGUCAGAAUGCCAAGGAUCAGUCCCCAUGCAGCUUGUCUUAAGUCAUGUUUGAUAUUGAUCUUCCUGCCCCCCCCCCCCC
Messenger RNA from Chelonia mydas (Green sea turtle), 2936 nucleotides. It is a transcript of the gene ZMYND10, whose product is annotated as zinc finger MYND-type containing 10. The record is from RefSeq and is a predicted model, not a curated record. The transcript is spliced from 12 exons. Gene Ontology annotation, biological process: motile cilium assembly; inner dynein arm assembly; outer dynein arm assembly. Bases 16 to 1563 code for a protein of 515 amino acids. Gene Ontology annotation, cellular component: cytoplasm; centriolar satellite. Lineage: Eukaryota; Metazoa; Chordata; Testudines; Cheloniidae.